Molecule: messenger RNA, 1618 nt
Organism: Sardina pilchardus (European sardine)
Lineage: Eukaryota; Metazoa; Chordata; Actinopteri; Clupeiformes; Clupeidae
Gene: rab27a
Product: RAB27A, member RAS oncogene family
Exons: 6
Coding region: 225-893 (222 amino acids)
Biological process (GO): positive regulation of exocytosis; exocytosis
Cellular component (GO): Golgi apparatus; melanosome; secretory granule
Molecular function (GO): GTPase activity; GTP binding
Source: RefSeq, a predicted model, not a curated record
GGAGGGGCGCUAUUGAAUAAAACGGGAAGUGAUGUGAAGUUGGCUAAGUAAACGACUUCUGAAACACGGAAUAAUCUCGCAAGACCAAGUUCAUGACUCCAAGGGAAAGGGAAAUUAUUUUUUUCGUAUAUUAGUUGAAAUUGCUGGUGUAUUAAAGUUACUGCGUCGAGGAAUCCAACAACCUACAGUAGUGACGCACUAGUGGUCAGAAAUCAGCGCUCACUAUGUCUGAUGGGGACUAUGAUUACCUCAUCAAAUUCCUAGCCCUGGGAGAUUCAGGGGUGGGAAAAACCAGCUUCCUCUACCAGUAUACAGAUGGGAAGUUUAACUCUAAGUUCAUCACCACCGUGGGAAUUGACUUCAGAGAAAAACGAGUGGUAUACAAAUCAAAUGGUCCUGAUGGCACAGCAGGUAGAGGGCAGAGAAUUCACCUUCAGUUGUGGGACACAGCUGGACAGGAGAGGUUUCGAAGUUUAACAACAGCAUUCUUCAGAGACGCCAUGGGCUUCCUGCUCUUGUUCGACCUUACUAACGAGCAGAGUUUCCUCAAUGUCCGAAACUGGAUGAGUCAACUACAAAUGCAUGCGUAUUGUGAGAACCCAGACAUCGUCCUGUGUGGGAACAAGUGUGACCUGGAGGACCAAAGGGCCGUCAGUGAGGAUGAGGCUCGGGAGCUGGCAGAGAAAUAUGGAAUUCCAUACUUUGAGACCAGUGCAGCAAAUGGUGAGAACGUGAGCAAGGCCGUGGACGUCCUGCUGGACCUCAUCAUGAAGAGGAUGGAGCGCUGCGUGGACAAGUCCUGGAUCCCCGACGGCACCGUGCGCUCCAACGGCCACAGCACCACAGACAUCACGGAACCACAGGACCCUGAGAAGGGCAAAUGUGCCUGCUAAGAGUCCACGCAACAGCUAUCUUUACUGUCUCCCUUUUUAUCAUUGGAUUGGACAAAAAUAUGGGAGAGGUUGCCCUCAUGAUUUAUUAAUACUGAUAGAGGAAUGUUGGAGAAUAUACAUGGAUGGUGAAUGCAUCUAAUGGCAAUUGCGACUACCCUUCUACUCUCAUUUACACACAGUAUGUUAUACCACUGCAUUAUGAUUUAUUUUUUUUUGAUGUUAGAUUGUAGCUCAGACACUGUUUAGUCCUCACACUCAGAAGUGUCUUUUUAGAUCUUUUGCAUUUGAAGUGACGUGCAAUGAAAAAGAAACUUGUCUUAAUGAGGGUUGUCCUCAGAAAUGUUAUCAAGAAAAUAGCUGUCCUGUCACGCAGGUUCAUGAGAUGUAAUUGAUGUACCCUGCAGCGCACUCUCCUAAAUCCUGAACGCCUUACUCUUCUGAAAUGCAAAGAUUCCGAGCACAUUCAAGUAAUCAAUGUACAAUUUUUUGUGCCACAUUUUACAGCAAUUAGCAUAUAUUGACAUCUUGGAUGUAUGUUUGCCAAGUAUGGUUCCACAGAUAUGAUAUUUUCAGAUAUAAUGUCUUUGUCCCUCGGGGCCUCUCAGUGCCCCGGGGCUACUGUAUUGUCUGCAACACUGUAUCAUUGCCAACACACUUUAUGCCAAAAAUGGACACCAAAUUCUUUAUUCCAGGAAAAAAAUAAAUAUAUUUUAUUAUUUAUUGAA